Coccidioides immitis RS is the source of this 3840-nucleotide messenger RNA. RefSeq names its product STE/STE20/PAKA protein kinase. Bases 310 to 2913 code for a protein of 867 amino acids. The transcript has 5 exons. Gene Ontology annotation, cellular component: cytoplasm. Gene Ontology annotation, molecular function: protein serine/threonine kinase activity; ATP binding. The record is from RefSeq and is a predicted model, not a curated record. Lineage: Eukaryota; Fungi; Ascomycota; Eurotiomycetes; Onygenales; Onygenaceae. Gene Ontology annotation, biological process: protein phosphorylation; intracellular signal transduction; regulation of MAPK cascade.
AUGUUUCCAACCUCGCAAGUGAACCACAAAUGCUGUCCAUCUCUCAGAAUUUAAUUGCUUUGUUUCCUCUUUUAACUCCAUCAAAGAGAAGCUUCACCGAGAGUUAAUCGUGUUCCAUUCGGCGAAGAGCAAGGUCUGGCAGCCAAUCCAGGCCAGGGUCCAAAAGUGGCUUGAUACCUCCUCGUUGGGCCGUUCGCUGCCAUUGCCCUUGGGGCCCAAACCCGUCGCCUGAUAUCCGUUAUCGUCUACCUACAUCCCCUCCGCAGCUGCACCUAUCCACCUCACUGCGCUUGGGCUCAAUCCUGGGACAUGGAUUCAACGAAAGCUUCGUCGCAUAGACGGCCGUCCACUAAGCUGUUGAAGCAGCCGCCGCCAUUGUCCUCUAGUUCCACCUGGUCCAUCAAAAAGCAAGCAAGCAAUACCUCCCUUCGUCGACAUCCAUCCGCUCCAAUCUAUCCGCGCUCCCACACCAUCGCUAGCCGCGAGCACGCUCGAACGAAAUCCGGCGGCUUUGGCUCCUCUACCUCUUCCAUAGAUCAGAACAGCGAGCGCAAUUCGCCCGUCGCGCUCCACAGCGAAUUUGGAGCAUAUUCUUCGCCGAACUCAGCCCACAACACCGCCCGCUCAUCCCUCAGUCUACAGAAUUCGGAUGAAUUGAUCGGAUCGCGCUUCGAUACUCGCGGCAUGUUGAACGCUUUGGACUCCGCCACACAAUCCUCUCAGCGUCCGCCCGUUCUGCAAAGCUACAAUACCAGCCCGGACCCGCGCUCCACUCCGACUCUGAGGAAUUCUGGCGUGUUUAAUCCCAAGGAGCGACGCCCGGAUCCCCCUAGCCCAGACAGCACGGUGGUUUUGACAAAGAGGUAUUCAGACGAUGGAAGCACGAUAAAACCAGGCAUAGGUGGAAGGAAGAAGUCAGGGUUUUCAAGUUUUGUGAAUAGCAUGCUUGGAUCACCCCGAAACAUAAAGAUAUCUGCACCUGAAAAUCCAGUUCACGUUACUCAUGUAGGCUAUGAUAAUGAAACUGGUCAGUUCACGGGCCUUCCAAAAGAGUGGCAACGAAUGUUGCAGGAGAGUGGGAUCUCUAAGAAAGAGCAAGAAGAACAUCCACAAACCAUGGUCAAUAUCAUGAAAUUCUAUGAGAAGAAUGCCUCGGGAAAGGAUGAUGAAGGAGUAUGGCAUAAAUUUGAUCAUGCAAAGGCGGUUGAUCAUCAUGAACAUUCAAUUAGUUCCAAGGCAUCCCCAGGAGGUCUGGCUCCAGGCCCCUUUUCUCCGCUCACAGCGCUUACCUCCCCUCCAGCAAGCCCGAGAUUUCCCCAGAAUCACGAAGGCAGCUUUGAGAACCCCAGGGCCCCGCCGCCUAUCCCUAAAGCUGUUCCAGCGACCAGUCCGCUCUCUCCAGGCCCCUCACCUUCGGGCACCAAUUGGGUCCCAAACCGUGCAGCACCCAAGGCUCCAACCACUUCGGCUACUAACCUCAUGCCUGCUCGUCCUCCCCCUCAAGCUCCCGCACCGAAGGAUACUCGCACGGCUCCGGAGAUGUCAGCACACCCAUUUGGUGUUCGCCCGAUUCCCGAAACGGAGCCACUUCCUCCGCAACCACAGCGGAGCCGCUCCAACUCGAACCAAAAUAUGGCAAAUGCCGCACCAAGGGUACCACCAAACAUGGUGACCUCACCUGCACAAUAUCAACAAAUGCAGGAACAAGCUAGCACCGCAGCGCACCAGGCCAUCACCAGUAAACAGUUAGAACGUACACGUAGCGAGCGCCAGCGACAGCAGCAGCCGCCACGGCUAGCAGAUCCGUCAAUUCAGUCUCGUCACCAGCCCCCGUCUCAGCAGCUUCAACAAUCAAUCGACCAGGUCCCUCGACUGGAACAACCAGGGUACACAGCCCCCGUGCCACAGCAACAGUAUGGACUACCACUAGACCCCACCCAAUAUCCCCAACAAGCACGUGCCGGCCCUUCACCAAGACAGCGCCAGCGAGUCCGUCAAAGCAAUGGGAUCGAUAUCAGAGCUCGCCUGCUUUCGAUAUGUACUGCUGGUGAUCCCACCCGCAAAUACCGAAAUCUUAACAAGAUUGGUCAAGGCGCAUCCGGUGGUGUCUUUACUGCGUAUGAGAAUGGCACAAACAGAUGCGUCGCUAUUAAGCAGAUGAACCUAGAACUACAGCCGAAAAAGGAUUUAAUUAUUAAUGAAAUCCUGGUCAUGAAAGACAGCAAACAUAAGAAUAUUGUUAAUUUCAUGGAUAGCUUUUUACAUGGUGGUGACUUGUGGGUUGUCAUGGAGUACAUGGAGGGCGGCAGUUUAACAGAUGUUGUCACGUUCAAUAUCAUGACCGAGGGCCAAAUUGCUUCUGUUUGCAGAGAGACCCUAAACGGGCUUCAACACUUACACUCCAAGGGGGUUAUCCAUCGUGAUAUCAAAUCCGACAACAUUCUCUUGUCGUUGGAAGGGAACGUCAAAUUAACCGACUUCGGGUUUUGUGCUCAGAUAAAUGAGUCACAUAACAAACGCAAUACUAUGGUCGGAACACCUUACUGGAUGGCCCCCGAGGUUGUCACCCGCAAAGAGUACGGCCGUAAGGUAGAUAUUUGGAGCUUGGGGAUUAUGGCGAUCGAGAUGAUUGAAGGAGAACCACCGUACCUUACUGAAUCCCCAUUGAGAGCCCUCUAUCUGAUUGCAACAAACGGCACUCCAACUAUAAAGGAUGAGCAAAAUCUAUCGCCAGUCUUUAGAGAUUUUCUACAUCUUGCCCUAAGGGUCGAUCCUGAGAAGCGAGCGUCAGCUCAUGAUUUGCUUACGCAUCCGUUCAUGUCGCAUUGUGAACCUUUGUCGAGUCUCGCACCGCUUGUCAGAGCUGCUAGAAUUAGCAGAGCUCAAGAGAAAGCCCAAAAGGGCGGCAUCUGAUUCUUCAUGAUUCCGACCGUUUACUGAAUUUCCAAUGACCCCCUACCUUCUAGAAAUACCCAACCACUUGAUGCGUUAUACCCAAAUUUACGAUUGCAGUUCCUCUUUCAACGAUACAUGGACAAGUCUAACAAGGCAACGUCAUACACGAACCACCUUCAACGACACCCAACCAUCACGAUUUCUGCUGACACCAACAGCCAUCUUCCGAUACCCGCAAUAGAAUUUAUUGACUCUGAAUGAUCUCAUGCGCCGUCUUGCUGUCUAAGAUUUCUGCGGUCCUUUCGCUUCUCCGCUGGACUCUAAGAAAAUUGUUUUAACGAAAGGGGAUAUUUCAGGCUGCUACAAAAAACAUACCGCGACUACUGCAUGUUUCCAGUAUUACUUUUCUCGGGUGGAUUUCGCUAUUCAUGUCUCAGGUGGCCAGGAGUUUAUGGCGUCAUGAAGUUCGACCAGUGAUCUAUCUUUGCUGAAUUGGGAGGCGCGCCCCAAGGAAGCACUUUGUAUUCGCACCCUGUUAUUUCUACCCCAUGCUGUGAUCGCCACUUCUCAAAUUCCCUCUCACCAUGUGAAAUUUUCACCUCAGUGUUUGCAACUUUCUCCAUUACCAGUCUUAUAGUUCUUUUGAUACCGUUAUAUUUGAAUGAUUUAUAAUGUCUCCUCGAUAUUGAAGGCAUGGCAUCUGCCGGAUUUAUUGUCUAGCAAUAUGGGAGGCAAAACGUACCAGGUGUGCCAGGCAACAUGUAUGCUUAGUUUUAUCGUUGCAUGUCUCCAACUCUGUGAUGCAGAGUUUGUAUGGCUUGCGAUUUUUCUGUCAGGUAAAGUGUGAAGGGUUCAAAGCACAAGGCGGGGUUGACAGCGUUUGGCUAUUUACCUACAAAUAAAGCUUCAAAGCUGAAUCCUCAAUGCGUCUUUUUAGUUCUAUCA